AUGCUUUUCCACAAAGCAUUGAUUGCAUCCCUUCUGGGAGCUGCAGGUACCUCAGCAGCACGUAUAGUUGCAACAGAUGAAGUUCCCCUGAUCGGGCCAUCGUUCAUCUCGAACUUCGAUCCCUCUGGAUCAGUCGCGAUUCGAAAGGCUAGAUCAGAGCUCCCCGGCCUAGUCGAUAACCUCUUCAAAACCAAUGUUCUCAAUCGCACCGAUUUGGCCAUUUCUAUUGAUAUCUUUUCGGCGGCAACCAACGAUAGUCUUUACAGAUAUACGCACGUUGGAGGGAAUUCAAAGAAGUCUCUGACUGCUGGGACCCUCAAUGACAAGACUAUAUCCCGAACCGGAAGUGUGACGAAGCUUUUCACCGUCUAUGCAAUCCUCGCCAAGGCCGGUAUAGAAGUGUUCAGCCAUCCCGUUACGAAGUAUCUGCCUGAGCUUGGGGGUAAUUCUUCCAGUGAUCCUUUGGAGAGAAUCCGCUGGGAAGAUAUUACUGUUGGUGCCCUAGCAUCUCAGCAGGCUGGCUCGGGGGGCAUUGGUGACUUUUUCUUGAAGUAUGCAAACCCGGAUGACCCACUGAACUACUCGUCCGAAGACUUCCUAAACUUCAUGCGGGAUGAAAAAGCGCCUGUUAUUUCUCCAUUCCGAAAUGCUAUCUAUUCCGACGGCGGCUUUGCUGUUCUGGGUCAGGUCCUCGCGCGCAUGACGGGGAAGACCUUCACAGAGGCAAUCCAAGAGACUCUCUUUGACCCGCUGGACUUGGAUAGCAUGUCAACGAAGGUGCCAAAGGGCUCCGGCCUGAAUGUCAUCGAUCGGUCCAUCAUCGAUAAGAACUCAUCAUGGGGUCUCGACCUCGAAAUCGUUGCUUCGACUGGGAGUAUUUACGCCAACGGCGAAGACCUUCGUACUGCAGGACUUUCUAUUUUGAACUCCGAGAUCCUGUCCGCAGCCACAACAUCAGAAUGGAUGAAGCCACGCAGUGGAACAGGCUCCUUAGUCGAGCUCGUCGGAGCACCGUGGGAGAUCUCACGCCUCGAGAUCCCCGUUACCCCAGGAUCAAACCGCACCCGCAUUUCAGAUCUAUACACCAAAGCCGGCGGUAACGGGGACUACACAUGCAUCUUCGCCCUGUCACCAGACCAAGGAAUUGGAUACUCAAUCCUAGUUGCCGGUUCAACAGCUUCGUCAGCUCGCUGGCCCCUACGUGACAUGGUUGGAGAGACGUUUAUCCAAGCAGCCGAACACGCCGCAGUAGAGAAUGCUAAGCGCAACCUUGCCGGAACAUUCGUGGAUGCGGCCUCUCCUGGUACAAAUCUUACUCUGACUGUCGAUAAGGGGCGUCCUGGCCUUGGACUGAAAGUAUUCUGGGUCAAAGGCGUCAACGGAGUCGAUAAUGCGCACGUGCGCUUAUAUCCGACUGGACUUAACUCCUUUUCGAAGUCUCUUUCAUCUCUGUAUAAGAGUAAGGGUACGAUGCGCGUUGCGCACCGUAUGGUUGUGCCUGAGAUUCCGUUAGAGCCUCGUGCUGCUGUUGAAGGUGGCAAGGGUGGCUUGUUUGAUAAUUCGUUUGCAUGGAUGAACCUUGAUUUUGCUGGGCCAUCUGAUAAGUUCAUUUUCAACUUGGUUGAUGGAAGACUCGUCAGUGUUGAGAUUCCACUUGCUGGAUUGGUACUGAAGAGAGUGGACUAA
Messenger RNA from Penicillium canescens, 1686 nucleotides. Its product is annotated as serine hydrolase domain-containing protein. The transcript has 4 exons. The record is from RefSeq and is a predicted model, not a curated record. NCBI's taxonomy places the organism in Eukaryota, Fungi, Ascomycota, Eurotiomycetes, Eurotiales, Aspergillaceae. The coding region runs from base 1 to 1686 and encodes 561 amino acids.